AUGGCCGUCGAGAACGCUGAAAAGGCCCCACUCACCACCAAUGGCGCACCCAUGCCGGCCGUCGAUGUCAACCUGCUCAAGGAGGGCGUACCCCAUCUCGCUGAUCUCGACCCGGCGAAGUUGAAGAUUAAUCUUACGACCUCACCGAAGCCGAUCCCACACGAAGAUGAUUUGAUCUUUGGCAAGCACAUGGCCGAUCAUAUGCUCAUCGCAGAGUAUACACCGGAGCACGGCUGGGGCGCACCAGAGAUCAAGCCUUUCGGCCCGCUCACCGUCGACCCGUCUGCAUCUUGCUUCCAGUACUGUACGAACUGCUUUGAGGGCAUGAAGGCGUACAUGGGACCAGAUGGCCAGCCACGCCUCUUCCGCCCCGAAAAGAACAUGGCGCGCCUGCAACGCUCUAUCGACCGCCUGGCUCUCCCUCCUUUCUCCCCCGACGCUCUCGUGACCCUCAUCAAAAAGCUUGUCAUGGUAGACAAGCGCUGGAUACCCACCGCUCCGGACACUAGUCUAUACGUCCGCCCCACCAUCAUCGGCACGCGUCCAGGCUUCGGUGUUGUCGCGAGCUCAACGCAUGCAAUCCUGUAUGUGUUACUCAGCCCGACCGGAAAGUUCUUCAAGAUCCCGAAGGGGGUCUCGCUAUUGGCCGUGAACGACAAUGUGCGCGCGUGGCCGGGAGGUACCGGUGACUACAAACUGGGUGUCAACUACGCGCCGGGCUUCAGGCCUCAACAGAAGGCUCUCGAGCAGGGUUACCAGCAGAUCCUUUGGCUCUUGCACGACAACGUCACUGAGGCUGGCGCCAUGAACUUCUUCGUCGCUCUCAAGCGUGAUGACGGUGACAUCGACCUCCUCACGCCACCAUUGGACGGCACCAUCUUACCCGGCGUAACGCGAGAAUCUGCCCUCGAGCUCUUCAACGCACAUGGAAAAGAUACAUCCCUUCCCAACCUCUCCAAUAAGACAAAGCUGCAUGCGCGCGAACAGACCAUUACAAUGACGGAGAUGGCUCAGUGGUACAAGGAGGGCAAGCUGCUUGAGGCGCUCUGCGUGGGCACUGGCGCCGUCGGCACCUCCGUCGCGCGCAUCGGAUGGAAGGGUGAGGAUAUUCACUUCCCGGAGUACAGUGGGAACCAUAUUGGUCCGGUAGCGGCGGCCCUCAGGGAACGCCUGGUUGAUAUCCAGUCUGGCCGCGUUGAGUGGAAGGGAUGGAGUGUGCUCUGCAGUGAUGCCUGA
Peniophora sp. CBMAI 1063 is the source of this 1236-nucleotide messenger RNA. The record is from the annotation of a GenBank genome assembly. Lineage: Eukaryota; Fungi; Basidiomycota; Agaricomycetes; Russulales; Peniophoraceae.